CUAGAUUCUUGUUUUAUGGUUGUUCCAAUUUUUGGGUUUUAGUGGGUUUGGUGUUUAUCUGUAAAACCUUUUAUUAAUUUCAUGUUAUAUUUUCACAAUAUGAUUUGUGUUUUUUGAUUGGUUUUAUAGUAAACAUGAAAACAUUUUGGUUAUUUAACUUGUAGAAGUUGACUCUCAAUCCAAAAAUUUUGGAGAUUGAUUUUUCUGGUAAUUGACAUUCUGUAUUUUCGAGGAUUUUCAAAUAUAAAGAAAAAGUAAAAGUAAAAAAUAACCUUUGUAAAAAAAAAUAAACAUAAAAAUUAUAGAAGUUCCAAAUCAAAAUUGGUUCUGAGUCUUUGUGGAUGUUCAUUUGAUUGAAUUCUGAUUCUGGUUCUUGGGAUCAGAGUACAUUUUUGAGAUUUAGGUGAAAUACAUUUCUAUUGUUUGGAUUCAAUAGGGUUGAGACCGACAUGAGUUGUUUUUCAUGUUUUUCUUCGAAAGAGAAGAAAGCCAAUAAGAGGUUAAAUAGUGGGAGAGGGGGACCUCUGCCUACUACUCCUCCUGCACAGCCACAGCCCGACUAUCCAAGGAAAACUACCACUGAAGCUACAAAUCAAAAAAAUGCCACUAAAGAAGCAGGCAACAUUGCCGCGCAGACAUUCACUUUUCGUGAACUGGCCACGGCAACAAAAAAUUUCCGGCAGGAAUGUCUACUGGGUGAAGGUGGAUUUGGACGAGUUUACAAGGGUCGAUUUGAAAAAACUGGCCAGAUCGUAGCUGUGAAGCAACUUGAUAGGAAUGGACUGCAAGGGAACAAAGAGUUCCUUGUUGAGGUUCUGAUGCUGAGCCUCCUGCACCAUCAAAAUCUGGUAAAUCUUAUCGGAUAUUGUGCCGACGGAGAUCAGAGACUUCUUGUGUAUGAGUUUAUGCCAUUGGGAUCUUUGGAAGACCACCUACUCGAUCUUCGACCAAAUCAGAAAGCAUUAGAUUGGUUGACAAGGAUGAAAGUAGCAUUAGGUGCUGCCAAAGGUCUGGAAUAUUUGCAUGAUAAGGCCAACCCCCCUGUCAUCUAUCGCGAUUUGAAAUCAUCCAACAUCUUACUGGAUGAAAAAUACAAUGCAAAACUCUCCGAUUUUGGGCUUGCCAAGCUUGGUCCUGUCGGGGACAAGACACAUGUAUCAUCAAGGGUGAUGGGAACAUAUGGUUAUUGUGCUCCCGAGUAUCAGAGAACCGGUCAACUAACUGUGAAGUCCGAUGUAUACAGUUUUGGUGUUGUUUUAUUGGAGUUAAUAACAGGAAGGAGAGCCAUUGACACCACAAGGAAAACAGACGAGCAAACUCUGGUUUCUUGGGCACAACCUGUAUUCAAGGAACCAAAUAGGUUCUCAGAACUGGCUGAUCCACUUCUUCACGGAGAAGUCCCAGUGAAAAGUUUAAAUCAAGCAGUUGCGGUUGCUGCAAUGUGUCUCCAAGAUGAUCCAGAAACCCGUCCCUUGAUGAGCGACGUGGUCACAGCUCUCAGUUUUCUUGGGGGAGUGCAAGAGCUAGGAACUGUCUCAUCUCCCUCUCCUCCAGCAUCACCACAUGAUGGUGCGAUUGAAAAUGGUCAAGACGAAGUUAUUGCAAGGGAACGCCAACAAGCUGUAGCAGAAGCCAUAGAAUGGGGUUCAAGUUCAUUACACCACAAAAAGAAGACACUGGACAGGACUAGUUCUUCAGUGUAAAAUGCGCCGCCCUACAUAUUAUGAGGAUUUGAAUCUAUUUGGUUUUCUUUUUCUCCCACGGCUUCGAUCCUGCAAAGAUGUUUACAAUCUAAUUUGUUACACUAGAUGAAACAAUUUGAAUUUGCGAAUAGCUGUUGAAUCAUUAUGCGAGGACAAAGUGAUAUGAUGAGACAGAGACAUGGCACACACUGUGUUUUGCUAAAUUUAUGUGAUCUGUGUAUCAUGGCCUUCUGUAAUACAAGGUUAAUAUGGAAAAACAUUGUUUUAUAAAUUAUGGAGUAUUUCUUGACUUGGCUAAAUUCUGUUAAAAUUAUUAUCCUUGGACUAAUGAUGGAAAUUCCAUAAUCCAAAUGCUGACAUAAAAUAAACAUAAGUUUGAUUUGCUAAUUGUGUGAUGGG
Molecule: messenger RNA, 2102 nt
Organism: Cornus florida
Lineage: Eukaryota; Viridiplantae; Streptophyta; Magnoliopsida; Cornales; Cornaceae
Product: probable serine/threonine-protein kinase PBL25
Exons: 5
Coding region: 450-1703 (417 amino acids)
Biological process (GO): protein phosphorylation
Molecular function (GO): ATP binding; protein kinase activity
Source: RefSeq, a predicted model, not a curated record